Molecule: messenger RNA, 2282 nt
Organism: Uranotaenia lowii
Lineage: Eukaryota; Metazoa; Arthropoda; Insecta; Diptera; Culicidae
Product: zinc finger protein weckle-like
Exons: 6
Coding region: 98-2128 (676 amino acids)
Biological process (GO): regulation of transcription by RNA polymerase II
Cellular component (GO): nucleus
Molecular function (GO): RNA polymerase II cis-regulatory region sequence-specific DNA binding; DNA-binding transcription activator activity, RNA polymerase II-specific; zinc ion binding
Source: RefSeq, a predicted model, not a curated record
GUGUUGUUGUUUUGAAAUCGGGCAGUAAUUUACUACGGUGGUGGAAUUUAAAUGAAAACAUAAUUUUAUGCUAGUUUAUUGAAAUUUAAGGAACAAUAUGCCAAAAUCGUGGAAGAAUUGGUGUAGAUUAUGUGCCAACGAAUGUGCAGUUUACAAAUUGGAGUCCUUGGAGGAGUUAAACGACAUAGUGCGGAGGCACUUUCAAAUCACCCUUCAGGAAUUACCAGCAAUAAAUAAUUGCAUUUGUGAGGAUUGCUAUAAUUUCGUCAAUAAGCUAGAAAACUUUCGAGAGAGCUUAUUGCAAUCCGGUAGGCUGCUGCAGGAACUAAGCUUGUGCGAGCACAAUAAUCAACAGCUGCUCAAUAGCGAUAUUCUGGAUCUCCGUUUCCGAUUUUUGAGUGACUCCCUGAUUGCUGUAGGUUCCGAGUUACCAGAACCAAACGAAUCAUAUGCACCAGCAGAAAAUUUUUUGCAUGAAAUUUCCUCGGAUCAAGAGGAUCAAGAUAUACUCGAAAAUGAGGCAGAUACGCCGGAACCACCGCAAUUUGUUGAAUUGACCAUAGAAAAAGUUACCAACGUUCGAAAGAUAAAAAAAGAACCCCCUGAAUUGACAGUAAACCCAUUCAAAAGAACUUUAGAAGGUCAGGAGGCUCCCGAAGAGAAGUACGAAAUCUUGGACAAUUUAUCUUCGGAACAGUUGGCGGAACAGGACACACAUUCGGUGGUAAAAGGCGAAUCGGAUGAGUACAAUCAGUCUGGAAAAGCUAGUCAGGAAUUUUUAGAAAAGGAAUCGCUAUCCAACGAGAAAACGAUUAGUGAUUCUAAUCCCGUUAAACAACAAAUGAAAACGAAACCAACCAAACCGAAAACGAGGAUCAAAACACUGCAUUAUUGUAAAGCAUGUGAUAAACAUUUUAAGAAUCGAUCUCUUUAUUCACAUCACAUGCAAACGGAUCAUACAAACUCUGAAGAACUUAAGUACGGAUGUGAGAUUUGUCCCAAAAAAUUCUCCACAGAGAGAAGCGCUAAGUUACAUGCAGUCGUACAUUUACCGGAUGAGCAAAAAUUGAUUCAUCCGUGUGAAUAUUGUGAUAAAAAGUUUAGUAAAUUGGUCAAUGUGUAUGCUCACAUAAAAGCGGUACACAAUAAGGAGCGACUUUACGUUUGUGAAGAGUGUGGAAAAGCUCUAGUUACCAAAGGAGCUCUGAAGGAACAUAAAUUAACCCACAGUGAUGAUCAACCUUUUCAAUGUUCGUGUUGUUCGAAAAGUUUUAAAAAUUUAGCCAGACUGAAGAUUCAUGAAGAUACUCACAACGAUACCUUGUACGUUUGCCCGCACUGCGGACUCAAGCUGAACACGAAACGAACGCUCAAAAUGCACAUGGUAGUUCAUUCCGACCAGAAACGGUUCAAGUGCCAGUACUGCGGUAAUGAGUAUAAGCGAUCCAAGGCACUCAAGAAUCAUUUGAUUCUGCACACCGGGUUGCGACCCUAUCAGUGUCCCUUUUGCGAGAAAACUUUUGCCAACGGUUCCAACUGCCGCAGUCAUAAGAAGAAAGCCCACCCGAAAGAGCUGGCGGCUUUGGAGGCAGCCGGUGGGGGUCAGAAAUGGGUAAAUAACAUCCCGAAACUGGAGGAGCUACUCAGACCACAUCAAUCGGCAUCACCCACGCCCGAUGACGUCCAACAGGGCACGUCAACUACCGCAACAAGUGCUCUGCUCCAGGAAUUACCAACAUUGGUAGCUGCCCCUUCCCAAACGGCUCCGCCUCCUCCCCCACUCACGGUUUCGCCAGUUCAUCAGCAUCAAAAAGGAACCGUAGCCACAGUAAUAGCUACGCCACUGACCCCCUCCGAUUCGACUGCAGCUGCAUCCAUCGGGGACGAGCUGGUACUGCCACGUGGCGUCCGGUUAGUGACAGCUUAUUUCCACAGCGAACCACCCCCUCUGAAUAUGCUUUCCAAGAAAGGUAUCAAAAACAAGCAACUAGACGGUGGUUCUGAGGAAAAUCGGCGGCAACGUACCCUGAGGGAAUCCGGAAAAGAUGGGGAACAAGUGCAACUGGCGAUGCCGGAUAUGGUGGGGUUACCGUUACUUCAGCUCAUUAAUCCCAGUGAUAACCUUUAGGGGAAAUGUUUAUGCUAAACUGUGCAUUAAGCAUGUUUUUUGUCAGUAUCAAUAAGCAAAUUUAGCCAUAAAAUUGUACAAACUACCUUCGUCAAACUAUAACAAUUUGAAAAUAAACGGACCACUAUGGUAGUGGUGCUAUUGUAACUUACAA